Molecule: messenger RNA, 1491 nt
Organism: Trifolium pratense (red clover)
Lineage: Eukaryota; Viridiplantae; Streptophyta; Magnoliopsida; Fabales; Fabaceae
Exons: 1
Coding region: 19-1485 (488 amino acids)
Molecular function (GO): protein binding
Source: RefSeq, a predicted model, not a curated record
UCACCCCCCAUAUCACAAAUGCAUCCUAACUUAGUGGCACCAGUGGUGUCCUCCCCAACUAAUCUCCUGCAAGUGCCGGGUUCCAAACUCCGUCUCUUGUGCAGCUACGGAGGCCACAUCAUGCCACGUGACAACUCCCUUUACUAUGUAGGCGGAGACACUCGCAUUGUGGCCGUGGACCGCCACUCAUCCUUAACACACCUUUGUUCUCACCUCUCCCGCCAUCUCCUUCAUGGAAGAAGAUCAUUCACUCUUAAGUAUCAUCUUCCCGAUGAAGACCUUGACAAUCUCAUCACUGUUUCCACCGAUGAAGACCUCCAAAACAUGAUCGAAGAGUAUGAUCGUUUGUCUUCAAACCCUUCCCCCUCCCCUUCUCGACUCAGAUUGUUCCUCUUUUUCUCCAAACCAGAAACUGCUGUUUCCAUGGACACUCUCCACUAUGACGACUCUAAUCAUUCGUGGUUCGUGGAAGCUCUCAACAACUCAGGGAUUCUCUCUCGGGUUGUUUCUGAUUCUGCUGCUGUUGUUGAUAAUUGCCUCCUCAACAUUGAUGAUUAUGAUGCAAGUGCUUCUAGCUGCAACGACGAAAAUACUAAUAAUAAUGUCAACAAGGAGCAUUUAAUUGAUGUGGAUUAUUCCGCACCUGUGGACGAGGAGGACAACAUGUUUAAUUAUUCAUUUGAUAAUCUUCCUCAAAUACGAGUUCGCAUUGAUGAACAGAAGCUUGUUGAUAUGGAGCAGCAGCAACAGCAGGAGGAUAACAACUUUGACGAUGUAAAAAUGGCGAAUGUGAAGCAAGAUGAUGCUUUUCAUGUGCAAUCACAGGUCAAAAGUGAUCAAAAUCAGCAAGGGGAACAAGUAAACAAUUCUACUUACACUUCAGCCCAACAACCGGAUCAAAAUCCGCAACAACCCGCCACAUAUCAAAAUCAAUUUGUCUAUAUUCACCGUCCUAUAGGUACAGGUCAAGUGCCAAUAUCAUCAUACUACCCUUAUUAUGCACCACAAUCACACCAACAACUUAAUCAGUUCCCAAUUUAUGUGAUGCCUAUUGGACUUGGAUCUACACAACCAUACAACAUGGCUUUGCAACCUAAUAUAGCUGACACAAAUGUAGUAGCCUCAGUUAGGCCACAAAUACCACAAAGUGUUGUAUCUGAAGUGACUCCAAGUGUUUAUAAAGCUCCUGUUGCAUCAAAUUCUGGUUUUAUUCAAAUACCUUCCAACCAAUUUCAGCAGCAAUAUGUGAAUUUGCCUCAAAAUAUUCACCAUCCACCACACCCUAUUUAUGGUUAUGACUAUGGUGGAGCUAUGCAAGAACAAGUAUACUAUACACAAACACAGCAACAGCAUGCAAAUGCAAAUGCACCGUCUCUGUACCAAUCCAUGACCCCGGCGGUUGCUGGAGCAGCAAUAUCAGAUGUUUCAAAACAAUUUCCUACAGAUAAAAUUCAGCAGCCAAACAAAAACUCACAACAAGUAUGAUUUCAA